Messenger RNA from Gadus chalcogrammus (walleye pollock), 5424 nucleotides. RefSeq names its product huntingtin-interacting protein 1-related protein-like. Gene Ontology annotation, cellular component: actin cortical patch; clathrin-coated vesicle. The record is from RefSeq and is a predicted model, not a curated record. Lineage: Eukaryota; Metazoa; Chordata; Actinopteri; Gadiformes; Gadidae. Gene Ontology annotation, molecular function: clathrin-cargo adaptor activity; clathrin light chain binding; phosphatidylinositol-3,4-bisphosphate binding. Gene Ontology annotation, biological process: endocytosis; clathrin coat assembly; actin filament organization.
AGACUGUAACCUAACGUUCGUCUGACUGAAUUGAGCUAACGUCCGUUGCAUUGCGUAUUUAUCAUCAAUGAUUACCAUUAAAAUAACAUAAAAAAAUAACACAUAACGUCAGAUCGUUUCAAGGUCCACGUGGGAUAUUUCAGGCGCUCUUGGGGGCCCUCUGGUGGCCACGGAGGGACCUGAGCAGGCGCUUGGGUCACUUGCUUGAAUUGCUCAGACCUCAUGAAGCUGUGCUAUCAUGCCAUUGAAGACAACGGAUUCCAGUAUAAUGGAAAGAUAACGUUGACUAAUGUUUCUGUUAAGAUAUGUUCAACUCUGCUUAGAGAGAGAGAGUUUUCGCUUGAAAUUGUAAGUUAAGAGUAUGUAGACCUAAGUAAGAAUCAAAACUGCCCAGAAAAUCUAUAUCCAUACUCAAGUUUAAAGAUCUAAAAGGGCUGUUCGUUAUAUUCCUGUCAAUUGACAGAAACAUUAACAAAGUCAAAGAAACAAUUGAAUCUUGCUAAUGGUGGUUUAAAGGUCGUGCCAAAAAAUGUGAGCUAGCCAGUCUGACCUGUCAGCCAGUCUGAGACAUCGCUGCUCCUUUCCUGUUGGUUGUUGCGCAGCGUUUUCUUCCCUGAAUACCUGGGAGCUGUCAGCGUGAACAGGAACAACCCUAAAGAUUGUGUUCAUCACGCAGUUCAAAACCAGAUUAGUAAUAUGUCAGAUUACCGGAACUGCUUGUAAAAUAAAACCAAACGCAUUGCCUAAGUGUGAAACAACAGCGGUAUUGUUGAUUACUUUAUAUCCAUACAAUGUCACAACAUUGUUGCAAAAGUAUUUUUCAUAACUUGUAAAGCCGGUAGAUUAGCACAUUUGUACAUCACUGAGUGAAUGUAUUCCGUAAUGCGUAAUGUGAGGCUACAGUGAUGUUCAGACUGAGGGUUACAGCAGGGGAGCCAGGAACAUUAUUGUUUAUAUUAGGCCUAUAUAUCAGGACAACAUGUGGUCUCUUUCCUUUCCCUUAGACCUAAGAGCAUACUGUAUUGAUUAACAGCAGGGGUCAUCGUCAUGGUAGGAUGUGGCGGUAUUUUGGGUCAAACGGACCGGGGGUCAGAGAUGGGCUCUGUUUGGAAUCCCGGGCCUGGAUCAGGGAUCCCCCCCCAGGGCUGGAGGUCAGCCCAGACCACAACUACUUAGUUAGCCUACAUUAUAAUGCUCAUGUUGAUCUUUUUGCAAAAAUGACCCCCCAAGAUGUCAGCAAAAUAUUGACAUGUACUCUAUUCAGAAGGGAUGUCCAUGACUUGUCCAGCUCUCUGUCCGUUAUGCAGCAGGUUGAUGAAGGGCGACAUGUUAAACUGCCAUGGCAUCGCUAGGCUGCAGUACUGAGAAAUCAGGAGGAAGAGAAAGACCAGGUCCAGAUCAGGUCUGGACCGAAGACUCGUGAACCUUCUCCCUCCACCACUCAGAAACACAGCUAGUUUGUGUUUUAAGAAAGUUUAAAAGGCUUCAAGUCAGAAGACAUUUUAUCUAUAAUUUGGCUGUCCGCAUCAAACAUCUUCUGUAUUUACGUUUUACUUUGUAUGCCUGAUUUUAACAGUUUAUCUUUUAAUCCUCACAUUUGGUCACGAUUUUUUGCAGUUGUUGUCUAAUGUAAAAUUUACCCCCUUUCAAUGUAAGAUUUUAUUUGAGUGUUUCUUUGCCUCCCACUGUUAAGCAUUUUGUAACACUGUUGAAAAUGUGCGAUAUAAAUAAAUGUACAGAAAUAAUAAAGUUGCCUAGUUCCAGUACAGGAAAGUCAAACAUUAAUUUAGUGUUGCUUUGUAUGCAGCCUCAUUCUCUGCAGUAGAGAUAAUAGGAUCUGUACAUCCUGGUUUCAUAGUUCACCAUAUCACCAGCAGUGGCACCUCCUCAAACCUGUUAAGUCAUUUUAUCUGUCUAUCAAUCACGAAAAAUAUUAUAUCAUAUUUACAAAACUGAGAUUAUUAUACUAGUAAUACUAAUAACCGAAAGAUCUGCCACGAGGUCCAAGGAAUUCAAACUAGUCGAAUCUCUGGCAAUGUAAAUGCAAUCCUAUAAUGAAAAGCCCUAUUGCUUAUAAAUAAUGGUACAUGCAGGAUGAUGCAGCAAUGCAGGAGGCGUCAGGAACCAUUAGGGGAGGAGGCCUUAAUGAGGAGGAGGCGUUAAUGAGGAGCCAGGGGGCGGGCCAUCACGUGACGCCGCUCCUCUCUUUCUCCAGCCCCGCUGCGCUGCAUCCAUCAUCAGGAACAGCGAGCCUUGAAAUGCUAGUCCAGAACGGAGGCGCCUACGAUCGCUCGCUUUCACUGGCACAAUAAAACCCGACUCAUCCGAAUCUCCUCAUCGGUUCCGGUUGUAGAUCACAGCCCACCAGCGGAGAAUGAACAGCAUCAGGCAGGUGCCCACCCGGGUGAAGAGCCGCAGGGUCGAGACCAACCUGGGCGCCGAGAGGGAGCAUUUUGACAAGCAGCAGCUCAGCAGCAUCAGCAAGGCCAUCAACUCCACCGAGGCGCCAGUCAAGGAGAAACAUGCUCGUCGCAUUAUACUGGGGACCCACAGGGAGAAGGGGGCCUACACCUUCUGGUCCUACGCCCUGGGCCUCCCUCUGGCCAGCAGCUCCAUCCUCAGCUGGAAGUUCUGCCACGUGCUGCACAAAGUACUACGAGACGGACACCAAAACAGUCUACAGGACUGUAUGAGGCACCACAGCAGUCUGAUUGAGAUUGGGCAGCUAUGGGGCAACCUCCACGACAAAUAUGGACAGCUGGUGGCUCUGUAUUCCAAGAUGCUGUGUACAAAGAUGGAGUUCCACGUGAAGCAUCCCGAAAUCCGAGCCAACCUGGAAGUCACAGAUGAAGUCCUAGAGCGAGCUGCAGGGACAGACAUCAAUAAUGUCUUCCAGCUCACCGUGGAGGUGUUCGAUUACAUGGACACGGAGCUGAGGUUGGCUGAGACAGUGCUGCGGCAGCUCAACACGUCCAUCGCCAUCUCCACGCUGACCGCGGGCCAGUGCCGCCUGUCUCCGCUCAUCCAGGUGAUUCAGGACUGCAGCCACCUCUACCACUUCACCGUCAAGCUGCUGUUCAAGCUGCACUCCUGCCUCCCAGCGGACACGCUACAGGGCCACAGGGAUCGCUUCCACGACCAGUUCCACAGUCUCAAGAAUUUCUUCAACAAAGCGAGAGACAUGCAGUACUUCAAAAGACUGAUCCAGAUUCCUAAGCUGCCUGACUCCCCGCCCAACUUCCUGCACGCCGCCUCGCUGGCCAAACACGUGAAGCCGGUGGUGGUGAUCCCCGACGAGCCGCAGGACGACGAGGACGACGACCCGGAGCCGCUGAUCGAGGUCGGAGACGUCCCCACCGCCAGCAGCGCCCCGACCCAGCAGUUUGACAUCUUUGACCAAACCUUCGGGGCUCCCAACGGGCGCUUUGAUGACCGGGACCAGCAGAUUGAAGGCCUCAAGCGAGACGUGGAGAUGCUGCGGGCAGAGCUGGAGAGGGUGAAGGCUGAGGCCCAGCGCUACAUCACGCAGCUCAAGUCCCAGAUCAACAGCCUGGAGGCGGAGCUGGAGGAGCAGCGGGCGCAGAAGCAGCGCUCCCUGGUGGAGAACGAGCAGCUGCGUAUGGAGCUGGAGGCCACGCGGCGCCGCAACGCCGAGCACGAGAGCGUCCAGGCCACCUUCAGCGAGGCCGACAAGAGAGCCCAGGCCACUGAGCAGCGCUACAAUAAGCUGAAGGACAAACACACUGAGCUGGUGGCUGACCAUGCUGAUUUGCUCCGCAAGAGCGCCGACACGGAGAGGAUCCUGACCGCCAGCCACCAGACCCACGAGGAGGUGGAGCGCAUCAAGAUGCAGAUGUCGCUCGAGGGGGAGCGGCUCAAACGGGAGGCGGACAUGACGCUGGAGGAGCAGAAGUUUGAGAUGGAGAAGCUGAGGAGGGAGCUGGCUGACAAAAUGGCUGAAAUGACGCAUAUCAAGUCCACUCUGCAGAGCAACGAGAAGGCGGGCAUGGAGCUGAGCGGCUCCAUGACGUCCCUGCAGGCGGAGAAGGAGCGUCUGAUGCGCUCGGUGAGCGAGAAGGAGGCGGAGCUGUCGUCGCUGCGGCAGUCUGCGCUAGCAGAGCAGUCCUCCCUGCAGGUGGAGCGGGAGAAGAGCAGCAGGGACCUGGGGAACCUCCAGAGCAUGCUGCAGGAGAAGGCCGGCCGCGAGGAGCAGCUGAAGCAGAAGCUCCUGGAGGAGCAGUUCUCUCUGCUCCAGGGGACGGUGAGCGAGGCGGAGAACAUCAUCCAGGACGCGGUGGCAAAGCUGGACGACCCGCUCCACGUCCGCUGCACCAGCUCCCCAGAUUACCUGGUGAGCCGGGCCGAAGCCACGCUGGCCUCCAUCGACCAUGUGAAGACGGGCCACGCCCAUUUUGUUAAGGACAUGGCAGACGCCGGGGCCCUGGUACGGGCCCUCACCCAGUUCUCCCACCUCGCCGCCGACACCAUCGUCAACGGCAGCGCCACCGCGCACACCGCGCCCGUCGACCACGCCGACCGGCUGACGGAGAACUGCCGCAGCUGUGCCGUGCAGAGCCUGGCGUUGAAGGAGCUGAAGGAGCAGGCCAGCGUCCGGAGGGCCGACCCCGCCGCCGUCCGCCUCAUCGUGCAGAAGAUCCUCCACCUGGGGCAGGAGCUGCGGCCCAAGGGCUCUGACGUGCGGCAGGACGAGCUUGGCGACAUGGUGGACAAGGAGAUGGCGGCGACGCAGGCAGCCAUCGACGAGGCGGUCCGCCGCAUCGAUGAAAUGAUGAAUCAGGCACGAAAGGACACAUCGGGGGUGAAGCUGGAGGUCAAUGAAAGAAUCCUCUUCAGUUGCACAGACCUGAUGAAGGCCAUUCGCAUGCUGGUGCUGGCUUCCACAGACCUGCAAAAGGAGAUUGCGGAGGGGGGAGGGGAGCCGCCCACCCUCAAGGAGUUCUACGCCAAGGACUCUCGCUGGACAGAGGGUCUGAUCUCGGCCUCCAAGGCAGUCGGCUGGGGCGCCACGCAGAUGGUAGAGUCUGCUGACAAGGUGGUUCUUCACACGGGGAAGUACGAGGAGCUGAUCGUCUGCUCCCACGAGAUCGCUGCCAGCACGGCACAGCUGGUGGCCGCCUCCAAGGUAGGACCCCCGCCCCUCCUGACCGUGCAAGCUUUAGGAACACAUCGUAGCGUACGACUAGCUAACGUUGGAGUUGGCAUCGUCACCUGUAAGAUUCGAUUUUUAUUUUGAUAAAGUCAUGAAAGACGCAAACAGUGCCUCAGUUACUGACUGGGGUAAAGCUAUUGAGAAUUUAACAUUCAUGUGAAAAUGAAAAUGAGAACAAAAACUAAAACUUUAUUAACACAUGCAUAGCUUUCCCUUGAAACGCAUGCCAUUUUGACCAAUAAACAAGUCUGUGU